Molecule: messenger RNA, 1399 nt
Organism: Culex quinquefasciatus (southern house mosquito)
Lineage: Eukaryota; Metazoa; Arthropoda; Insecta; Diptera; Culicidae
Product: zinc finger protein 441
Exons: 4
Coding region: 412-885 (157 amino acids)
Source: RefSeq, a predicted model, not a curated record
ACAAAAGUGUGCGAACCAAACGUCAAAGUGUUAAGAAAAAAAAAGCCCGAAACAUGUUCAGUCCUGUUGUGUGCUUUUUUGGAAUGGAAUGGGAUUGUGCUCGGGUGGAGGAACCGGCUGACUUCCUGUCUCGCUGCUGGGCUACAAACGCACGAGAGUCGCAAAGUGCCAUCAGUUUUUGGAGUUACCCCUUUUUCCACCUGCUCCGGAACUAAAGGAUUCGUGCGACCGUUUUAGGCCACGGCAUGCCUGACCUGGCCAUGUCAUGCCUGGUUCAUGCUCCGGAAAGUCUGCUGCUGGUCCCGAUCAUUCCGUACUGUCGACGGUAGUGCUCUGGAAGCUCAACGAGGCAGAUUGUCCGCCAGCGGCAGUUGAACCAGCAGAAGCGAAUUGCCUAGCAGGACGAGGAAUAUGAGAAAACGGAGGAAUCCGAUAGUGAAACCAACGUUUGCGGAAGCGCUGGAUUUGCUUGCGCACGCGGAAGUUCACGCCCGAUUUGAGCCGCACAAGUCCAACCUGUGCAAACGAUCUUUCCUGAACGAAACCACCAUCAAGGAGCACGUCCAGCAGUUAACCGAAACGUCUUGCGUCGUGUGUGGGAAGCUCUGCAAGAACCACAACGCACUGCUCAAACACGCCUGGGAACACUCGCGGGAACGGUCCAGCUAUGGAACGCACGGCUGCCCCAAGUGUGGCAAAUCGUUCCUCAACAAGGCACGCCUCAAGCGGCACAUGGUUUCACACCGGAACAAAACCGUACGAUGCGAGAUCUGCUCAGAGGAGUUUCCCUACGGUUGCAGUCUCAUGAACAACCGAUCGCACACCAAAUCGCGCCAGUUCACGAGUGCGGCAAAACGUUUGGCUCACACUCGUCGCAGCAGAUAAUUCUGAAAAUUCACUCCGGUGGGCGACCUUAGGGAUGCAGGUUUGUACUACGGUUUCAUCGGUGGGUUAUCAACACGAUUCUAACUCUUUCCUUGCUUCUUGUAGAUUCUGCUGGAAGGAAUUCGCCGACGGAGGAACACUGCAAAAGCUGUGAACACAACGCCAAGCUUACCUACAACGACCUGAAUCUGGACAAAUUUCCGGCGGGCACGGACCGGAGGUUGUCAACCAGCACCAGUGUACCAGCUGCACGGCGUCUAAUCGGAAUGUUCACGGUUUGGAUGAAGGCCUGAAGCUGCACGGUAUGGCGAUGGCAAGGAACCCGAAGUGUCGACGGGUGCGGCCAAGACUGAUGUUGUAGAUCAACCCGAGGAAUAUAACACGUCCUUCGAUAUGUUUUCUGUUAACCUAAAAUAAUAAUAAUUAAAAAAAAAGGGGAUUCGGGGCUGGGACGCGUUUAAUUCAAUGAUUUAUACAACAUAAAAUGAAUAAAACUAGUUUUAAAACUUUUAAA